UGUGACCAAUUGAAUCCUCCUGGCCCUGGAGCUCGAUGCUGCACCUCACAGUGGAGUAAAGAGCAGCACGCUCAGUCACACUCAGAGACAACCUCAGAGGAGAGAAAUUUUCCUCCCCCCACACUUUUUCUGUUGGACUCCUUUUGGGAUUUUGAACCCCCAUUUUUCCAAGGAAUCGGUGGCGCUCUCUGAAUGAGCCGCAGUCCUGUGUCUGCUUAACAGAGCCAGUCUAAGGGGAACAGGUCAAAGGGCUCCAGGUUGGCCCUGAGUGCAGCUCUAGGGUCAAUUUUGUUUGCCCUGUUUGAGAUCUGCCUGCAACCAUGACAACCAAAACCAACAGUAGCGUUCUGGCUGGCAAAGCGUCCUCCUACCCCUUGUUGUCUUCUCCCCCUCGUCAGCGUCUAGUCACCAAAGAUGGACACUGUACGCUUAAUACCCCUGCCUGCCCCUCAGACUCGUGGCGCAGGAGCUGGGGCAGAGUCUGGCUGCUGGCGCUGCAGGAUUUGUGGGGACUAUUGGUGAGUCUGCGCUGGAGAUGGGUACUCCUCGCCUUCUGUGCAUCCUUCAUUGCCCACUGGCUGUUGUUUGCCUGCUUGUGGUACUUGCUGGCCCAUCUCAAUGGAGACCUUGCUGUGAAAAAUCAUGAUGACCCCCCACAGGAUCACGUGGUUUGCGUGAAACAUAUUACAAGUUUCACUGCUGCCUUCUCCUUCUCUCUUGAGACCCAGCUGACCAUUGGCUAUGGCACCAUGUUCCCCAGUGGAGACUGUCCCAGUGCUAUAGCACUGCUGGCUGUGCAGAUGCUCCUGGGGCUUAUGCUGGAGGCCUUCAUCACAGGUGCAUUUGUAGCCAAGAUUGCUCGUCCUCAGAAGAGAGCAGGAGCCAUCGAGUUCAGUCCGCAGGCAGUAGUGGGCCAACACCAGGGCCAGACGUGCCUCAUGAUACGAGUCACUAAUCUUAUUCAGCGACCUCUGGUGGACGUGAAGGUGAGUGCAGUGCUCUAUGAGGAACAGGAAGGCCAGGCUCUGUACCAGACCUCGCUAGACUUCCACUUGGACCAUUUAGGCCAACAGCCAUGCCCCUUCUUUAUUUUCCCCCUUACUUUUUACCACCAACUGGACCGCCAGAGCCCUCUCUAUCCUGCUCUUUGUGAAGGCACAUCCAAACACUUUGAGCUGGUCAUUUUCCUAACAGCAUUGCAAGAGGGAACUGGUGACUCCUGCCAGAAGAGAACCUCUUACUUACGCCAAGAAAUUCAAUUUGACCGGCGAUUUCUACCUGCCUUGGGGCUGGAUGCUCGGGGCAGGUACUUAGUGAACAAAGAGCACUUUGACACCGCCCACUCCAAGGAACCUUUGAACAAAGAUUGUGUGGUGCAAAUCAACGGUGAUGACACUGACAGGAUGGAGUAAACAUGAUAAACAGGAGCUCUGACUUGGACAGCAGGAGGGGUCCUUUGCACAUGGAUAUUUUGGUCAGGAGAUUCCAGCUAACUUUAUUUUCUGACAUGUAAAAUAAUGUCAGAAAUAGGUGAUCCUGUUUGUUCCCAUCACUAGUUCCACCUGUGCAUUUCAGUUUGAAGUCUGUGCAGCCUCUGCCGUCUCCUCCUUACCUGAUUUACUUAGGUCAAAGUUUGUCCAAACUAUGCUAAGAUGCAGAUAAAGAAGGUGCAGUGGAAGAAUAAAAUAUUUUCUGAAGCCGCGGAUAAAUAAAAUGCCUUAAUUUAGAUGGACAUGUUAAUGCCACAUGUGUCACAUUUUCAUCAUCUGAUCUGACUUGAACAAGAUACAACUUUUAACAAAAUUGUUGAACUACUUUUGGAUAUGUUCACCAGUGUUAAUGACAGCUGUUACUGGUUCAAAUGUGUUCAAAAUGAGACAUUGUUCUAUUGAGUUUAAAUACUUUAAAGAUAAAUAGAAUAUUUGUGGAAAUAAAUCUUUGUAGCUUUCACAGAUUUAUAAUCCCUCUUCCAGAUGCAUUAAGAAAAGGGAGACACAUCUCCAACAUAGCAUGCAUAAUAAGAAUUCAUUGUGAAGAGGAACCAAGACAACAGGAAUUGUUUUUCUAGUAAGAAAAGAAGCCAGUAUAGACACUAUAGCUACAUGUGAUGGUUGACAUGUCACACAGGCAGAGGACGCUGCAGGAUCUGAGUCAAGUUGGCGUGAAGUUGGCCCCCCCUCUGACCUCAAAGUAAAUAAUAUUAGUGCACAAUGCUUGAGCUGGUUUGUGCAGCACAUUUUUCUUGUUUGUGCUACCAGUGCCAGUUCUAGGCAUGGAUGCAUGAGGAGGCAGGCAGAAAUGUGAAGGGGGCGUCAUUAUGCAUAUAUAUUAUGCUCCAUGGUAUUUAUUAACAUUGUCGACUUGUGUUUUCUUCAUGAGAUUGAUGUAAACUGUGCCCAACCCAACAACAACAAAAAACGUAAAAAUGUAUAAGACCUUGAUGAUUAAGAUCCUCUUCAUCCAAGAUUGGUCAGCAGCUUAAUAUUUAUCUACGGUACUUGGAUGGUCACUAUGCAGUUAUACAUUUUACUCCAUAUUACUAUAUUUAUUACACACACACGGUAUAGUAUAUAUUAACAUCUUGGAUGGGGUAGCUUGUCAACUAAUAAGCGAUUUCCCUUGGGGAUCAAUAAAGUAUAUUCUCCUCUAUUCUGUUCUAUUUUUAUUUAAAUACAGAAAAAAUAAUUCCAGAGGUCAUCAUAGGUCAACCAGCCAGUUCACAUUCACAAAAUAAAAAAAA
Poecilia latipinna (sailfin molly) is the source of this 2740-nucleotide messenger RNA. It is a transcript of the gene kcnj13, whose product is annotated as potassium inwardly rectifying channel subfamily J member 13. Gene Ontology annotation, cellular component: plasma membrane. Bases 321 to 1412 code for a protein of 363 amino acids. Gene Ontology annotation, biological process: regulation of monoatomic ion transmembrane transport; potassium ion import across plasma membrane. Gene Ontology annotation, molecular function: inward rectifier potassium channel activity. The transcript has 3 exons. NCBI's taxonomy places the organism in Eukaryota, Metazoa, Chordata, Actinopteri, Cyprinodontiformes, Poeciliidae. The record is from RefSeq and is a predicted model, not a curated record.